UUUUCAGAUUUCUGCUAUAAAAGAUUGAUAAAAGUUGCAUCAUUCAUUAUAUUCCUCAUUAUCAAGAAUAAAAUUUAGUCAAAAAUGGCAGAUGAAGUGAAACUACUUGGCAAUUUUGCUAGUUCAUUUAGUCAUAGAGUAGAAUUAGCCUUAAAGUUAAAAGGGAUACAAUAUGAAUACAUAGAAGAAUAUCUCUCCAACAAAAGUUCUUUGCUUCUCACUUCAAAUCCAGUUCAUAAAAAAAUUCCUGUGCUCAUACACAAUGGAAAACCAAUUGCAGAAUCGCUUGUUAUACUCGAAUACAUCGAAGAAACUUGGGAAAAUAAUCCAAUCCUGCCUAAAGAUCCUCAUGAUCGAGCCAUAGCUCGUUUUUGGGCGAAAUUCGUAGACGAAAAGAUCGUGAAUUUUGCUCGCAAAUUAAUGAUCGCAAAAGAGAAAGUCGAAAUAGAUGGGAUUACAAAAGAAAUCAGUGAGCAUCUCAAGAUUCUUGAGAAUGAAUUGAAGGGAAAAGAAUUUUUUGGAGGUGAUAGCAUUGGAUAUUUAGAUAUUGUGGUAUAUUUUAUAGUCUAUUGGUUCCAACUUAGACAAGAAGUUAUGCAGAUCGAGUUUAUUACCAAAGAGAAAUUUCCAGAUUUAUGCAAUUACAUGGAAAGGCUUUAUGAAAUUGAUGUGGUUAAAGAAAGCUUACCUCCCAAAGAUAAAUACAUAGCUUAUGUUAGAGCUGUUUUUGAGUCUGUCAAAAAUGGCUCGAAAUAAGGCCCCCUCGAAACAGGUGCAAAACCACAAAAAAACUUAUAUAAAUUCUAGUUUGAGCUGCCGUUUGGACAGUUUUAAGAGAGUGAUAUUAGAUUUAUAGUGAAGCUCAGACUAGAGGGAAGUUACACUUACAUAGUCGAAAGAUCAUAUGAUUACAUAUCAUUUAGUUCGGGCUGAAAAAAAAAUUUGUUUAUGCUAUUGACUCGAACUCUAUUGUGUAUUUCUAUGUUAUUCAUUUUUUUUGGUUCUAUCUUCAUGUAUUUAAUUUAUGUGUUUUAUUUUAUGAAUAAAAUUGUUGGCUUCUUGUUCAAAA
Molecule: messenger RNA, 1069 nt
Organism: Mercurialis annua (annual mercury)
Lineage: Eukaryota; Viridiplantae; Streptophyta; Magnoliopsida; Malpighiales; Euphorbiaceae
Product: glutathione S-transferase U7-like
Exons: 2
Coding region: 85-756 (223 amino acids)
Biological process (GO): glutathione metabolic process
Cellular component (GO): cytoplasm
Molecular function (GO): glutathione transferase activity
Source: RefSeq, a predicted model, not a curated record